CUCCUAUCUACGGAAUCCUCUUCCGCGUUAUUUUCCUGGAGAGAAUCAUUGGUCUAACUCAACAUAUACAUACGAUGGCUACAUUUCAGAGAUUUCGUCUAGUACCUCUACGGGACGAGAAGCUGGAUGAAAAGGACGACUGGUCUGGGCUCAAGGAUGCUAAGGAAAGGAGGAAAAGACAAAAUAGGCUCAACCAGCGGGCUGCUCGCCGGCGGCAGAGAUUGAAUCUUGCCCAGGAGCACGAAUCAGAGACGACAACAGCCGUGCUCCCAGCAGCUUCUGCAGGCGAGCGCGGGAAGCCUGUAGUCCCUUCUCAUCAAGUUUAUUUCCCGCUUACUCCCGAUCACAGACUGCUCUACGUCAUUGUUCUCAAUGUCUCUAGAGCAGUCAUUACAAACUUCUUCAUCCUAAGUAGCAUCUCGCCGAUAGCCUCCACGAUGUGCGACGUCCGCCGUACCUUUUCGCUUAGCGACCUUAAACUCGCUCCUCAAAAUCUUGAUGGCACUCCUGCUAUCCCCCCAGCAUUUACACCUACGAGACUCCAGGCGGAGAUUCCUCACCCAGGCUGGAUUGACCUUUUCCCAUCGCCUCAGCUGCGUGACAAUCUUAUCCUCGCGGUAGAGGAGUUUAAUGUUGAUGAGGACGAAAUACUACAAGACUUGAUUGGGGAUAUCUUCGCAAGCAUUGGUUGUACACCAGAUGACUUUCGUGCUUCACCAGAUGACAGUAAAUCGACGCCAGACAAGGAAUCGUCGCCAGUCGUCGAGUUGGAUGAUGAGAUUGAAGUUUCCACGCCGCCGCCUACAACAGUAGGAAUGACUCCAUUGCAAGAGUACCGGUUAAGGACCUUUACUCCUGCGAGCUCGAGUUCUACAGAGCUCGGCAUUCUCUCAUGGUCAGAUCCAUGGGACAUAUCCGGGUGGGAGUUUACGGAGAAGUUCUUUACCAAAUGGGGAUACUUGCUGCAAGGAUGCCCAGAUGUGCUCAACGCCGCCAAUAAAUGGAGGACGUUGCGUGGUGAAGAUCCUCUGGUCCCUGUAGAGAUCUAGCAAAGGGCUACAGUCGAAGGAGGACUGGGGAUAUGCCAUGGGUUAUGCGCAAUUGAAAUUAACAACAGGCGGUCUACAGGCGUUUUGGAGAUGAGGUGCUGAACAAACAGAACAACAAAUUACUCGUAUUUACAGAAACGAUAGAUUGCUCUCCUCUUAUUUUACGUAGCUGUCAGGAAACAAACGAUUUUCUCAUUUUUAGGUUCCAAAAUGACCGCUCCAUCAACUUGC
Trichoderma harzianum CBS 226.95 is the source of this 1280-nucleotide messenger RNA. RefSeq lists its product as hypothetical. The record is from RefSeq and is a predicted model, not a curated record. Bases 75 to 1049 code for a protein of 324 amino acids. The transcript has 3 exons. Lineage: Eukaryota; Fungi; Ascomycota; Sordariomycetes; Hypocreales; Hypocreaceae.